This is a messenger RNA of Guillardia theta CCMP2712, 255 nucleotides long. RefSeq lists its product as hypothetical. The coding region runs from base 1 to 255 and encodes 84 amino acids. The transcript has 3 exons. NCBI's taxonomy places the organism in Eukaryota, Cryptophyceae, Pyrenomonadales, Geminigeraceae. The record is from RefSeq and is a predicted model, not a curated record.
AUGCUAGCUUCUGCUCCCUUCGAGACUCCGGGCUCAUGGGAUGACAAUGUCACCUACAACUUCACCACCGACCCGGCCUACGGUGACAGCUCGUAUCCUAUGGGAUUCAACGAGCUCUGGAGCCCCACCUGGCAGCACUUGGACAACCUCGAUCACAUUCGCCCGUCCAUGGGCAUGCAGAACUGGGACAACGUCUCUGCAUGGAACUUGCCGGGACGUAGCUUCCCUGGCCCUGGCCUUGACAACUCCUUGUAA